Colletes gigas is the source of this 851-nucleotide messenger RNA. It is a transcript of the gene Gar1, whose product is annotated as H/ACA ribonucleoprotein complex subunit 1. Gene Ontology annotation, molecular function: box H/ACA snoRNA binding. The transcript is spliced from 3 exons. The record is from RefSeq and is a predicted model, not a curated record. NCBI's taxonomy places the organism in Eukaryota, Metazoa, Arthropoda, Insecta, Hymenoptera, Colletidae. The coding region runs from base 1 to 663 and encodes 220 amino acids. Gene Ontology annotation, biological process: snoRNA guided rRNA pseudouridine synthesis; ribosome biogenesis. Gene Ontology annotation, cellular component: box H/ACA snoRNP complex.
AUGUUUCGAGGUCGCGGUGGUGGUGGUGGCGGCAGCGGCGGGGGUGGAUUUGGAAGAGGUGGAGGCGGUGGUGGAUUUCGUGGUGGAAGAGGUUUUCGCGGAGGUCGUGGAGGCGGUGGAUUUGAUAGGGGCGGAAGGGGGUACGACCAGGGUCCACCAGAAGAAGUAACAUCUUUGGGUCACUUUACAUGGACAGUCCAAGAUGAUCUUGUUGCCAAAGUAGACAUAGAACAAGUGCCUUUCUUUAAUGCUCCCAUUUAUACAGAAAAUAAACAGCAAGUUGGAAAAAUAGAUGAAAUAUUUGGUAACAUUAGAGAUUACUAUGUUUCUAUAAAGCUAUCGGAAAAUAUAAGAGCAUCUAGCUUCCAAAAGGAUGUAAAGCUUUUUAUAGAUCCUGCAAAAUUAUUACCUUUACAAAGGUUUUUGCCUAAACCUCCUGGAGAAAAUAAAAAAGGAGGUGGCAUUGGCGGUAGAGGAAUGAAGAGAGGUGGGGGUGGACGUGGUGGUCGUGUCGGAGGAGGUAGACCAUCGUUUGGACGUGGAGGUUUUGGUGGUAGAGGAGGCGGCGGAGGUCGCGGAGGAGGAGGUGGUGGAGGUCGCGGCGGUGGAGGAGGUUUUCGACGUAACGAUUCUAGUAGAGGUCGUGGAAGGGGAAAAUGGUAGAUAACUGAAAGUUUAAAUGAAUUUUUAUAUAAAGACAAUAUCGAGUAAUAAGAAUACAUUACUUUCAUUAAGAAGACAAAACUAUGAAUAAUCGUAUGUAUUAUUUUAAAGGCAAAUAUAAUUGAAGUAAUACUUGAUUUAUUUUCACCAAUAGUUUGUUAAAUAAUAUUUAUAAUUCAUGGUUCUGC